Carassius gibelio (silver crucian carp) is the source of this 985-nucleotide messenger RNA. RefSeq names its product nuclease-like. Bases 20 to 985 code for a protein of 321 amino acids. NCBI's taxonomy places the organism in Eukaryota, Metazoa, Chordata, Actinopteri, Cypriniformes, Cyprinidae. The transcript has 2 exons. Gene Ontology annotation, molecular function: nucleic acid binding; metal ion binding; hydrolase activity. The record is from RefSeq and is a predicted model, not a curated record.
UUACCUUGACAUUUCUACGAUGAGUCCAGUUCAGCUGAAGAUGCGUCUGAUUUUCUUCUCUGUGCUGCUGGUGUUGGGCUUUCCUUUCACCAUGACUGAAGUCGUAGAUUCAUUCAGUAAAUGCAGCGGCUUUUUUUUUGAAGAAAAGCCUCCAGUAAUUAAGGACAUUCUGGUGGAAUCAGUUUCCAAAGAUAAAAACCGAUACAAACUAAUCUGUCACAAAUAUGCAACUCUCUACGACGCAACAAAUAAGAUUCCUGUUUUUUCAGCUUACAAAUAUACUGGGAAAGGAGCUUUCAGUAAACUAAACAGAAAAUGGAAGACCGAUAAGGAGGUGAUGUUUCUUACAGCUUGUAAAGAAGACUACUUAAACCAAAAUCAAUGGUCUCGUGGUCACAUACUUCCAAUGUCCUAUGCAGCUGAUGUAGACACUGCCAAAUCUACAUGCAAACUGACCAAUAUUGUGCCGCAGAAGGAAAGCUUUAAUUCCGGAAGCUGGAGUCGCAUGGAGCAAACCGUUAAAACAGUAAUGGAUUCUAACUGCAGGGAUGUAAAAGAGAGUAAUAAGAUCUUGGCCUAUGUGCUGACAGGAGCUGUACCAAGCGAAACUGGAAAAAUGAAUAAUAAAGUAAACAUUCCCUCACACAUGUGGACCGCGUUCUGCUGCUAUAACAGUAAGACCAACAAAUGGGAGUCCCAAGCUCACUGGGCUGAAAACAUAGAUGAGAGCAAUAAUAAAGGCAAAACUAUCAGUAAGCAGAGUCUAACUGAUGUACAGGAUUUUCUAAAGAGCAAGUACAAAGAAACCACACCGUUUAACGGUAAAUGUUUGGAUCUGUUAAAUGCAGAUGUAAGUCAGCCUCUAGAAGCAGAUAGUGAUGAUGACCAGCAAAAUGAUGAGGAGCGAUCAGUUUUGGCAUUCUUAAAGGCAAUGGAAGCAAAAGAUUGGGCAGCGUUUCGUUCUUUUUUAGGUAUAGGAGACUGA